UGAGAGCGCAGGCGGCAGCUGACAGGCGCUUUUCUUCAGACGGCUGCGGCGGGAGCCCAGCGAAGCGGGCGGCCUCUCCAGUUCGUGUCCCCGCGUCCCGGCCCGCGAAGUUCCAGGACGCCGGGGCAUGGAAGAAGGGAAGAUGGACGAGAAUGAAUGGAGUUACCACGGCGAAGGCAACAAGAGCCUUGUGGUGGCCCACGCGCAGCGCUGUGUAGUUCUGCGGUUUUUGAAGUUUCCUCCAAAUAAGAAGAAGACCUCAGAAGAGAUACUUCACCAUCUUCAGAACAUAGUAGACUUUGGCAAGAAUGUCAUGAAAGAGUUUUUGGGGGAGAGCUAUGUUCAUUGUGGGGAAGUUGUUCAGCUGCCUUUAGACUUUGUGAAACAACUGUGUUUAAAGAUACAGUGUGAAAGACCAGAGUCCCGAUGUGACAAGGACCUGGACACGCUCAGUGGUUAUGCUAUGUGCCUUCCCAAUUUAACCAGACUUCAGACCUACCACUUUGCAGAGCACUGGCCGAUUCUGUGUGUAGAGAUUAAGCCAAAAUGUGGGUUUAUUCCUUUCUCGAAUGAUGUUACCCAUGAGUUGAAACACAAGGUGUGCCGAUACUGUAUGCACCAGCACCUCAAGGUAGCAACUGGAAAGUGGAAGAAAAUAAGUAAAUACUGUCCCCUUGAUCUCUACUCAGGAAACAAGCAGCGCAUGCACUUUGCCUUGAAGAGUCUGCUGCAGGAGGCGCAGAAUAACCUGAGGAUAUUUAAGAAUGGUGAGCUGAUUUACGGUUGUGGCGAUGCCCGGAGCCCUGCAGCUGACUUGAAGGAGCUUGCAUACCACCUGAAGCCCUUCUUCUUCCCUUCCAAUGGCUUGGCCAGUGGGCCUCACUGCACGAGGGCUGUGAUCCGGGAGCUGGUACAUGUUAUCACCAGGGUGCUGCUGAGCAGCUCAGACAAAGGCCGAGCGGGAGCCCUCAGGCUUGGUCUCCAGGGCCCCCGUGUCUGUGAAGCCAGUCCUUUCAGCAGGAGCCUGCAACAUCAAGGAAAAACCACACCAGAGCACUCGGGGUUACCGAAGGGCUGUCUUCUGUACAAAACUCUCCAGGUGCAGAUGUUGGACCAGCUGGACAUCGAAGGCCUCUACCCUCUUUACGACCGGGUCGAGCGGUACCUGGAGGAGUUUCCUGAGGAGAGGAAAGCACUACAGAUAGAUGGGCCUUAUGAUGAAGUAUUCUACCAGAAACUGCUUGAUCUGUCCACUGAGGAUGAUGGGACAGUGGCCUUCGCAUUAACAAAGGUGCAGCAGUACCGAGUAGCCAUGACCGCCAAGGACUGUUCCAUUAUGAUCGCACUGUCCCCUUUACAGGGCACAAGCUCUGACCAGAGGCCUGUUAUCCCUUCAUCAAGAUCCCGGCUGGCCUUCUCUGUGUCUGUAUUGGACCUCGACCUCAAGCCCUAUGAGAGCAUCCCUCACCAGUAUAAACUAGACAGCAAGAUAGUCAACUAUUACUCAAAGACUGUGCAUGCCAAAGACGACGCUGUGAGGCCGACUCGGUUCAAGGAACACGAAGAUUGCACAUUGGUUCUCCAUAAGGUCUAACUUUUCCCCCCUGCAGUGUCUUUGAAACUUGAAUGUGAAAACUGAAUGACAGAGCUAUUUGCGGUUGUGUUGGGUGACUUGGCUGUGAAUGUUUUUGCUUUUAACCCCUGCUGAGGUUAGACUGCCUCUCAGAGACAAGGAAUUAAGGAGCACUAGAAUCUUCUAGGACCAGGAAUGUAGGACGUGAGUGCUGUGUCCCAGCAAGCCAUCUGUUUUCUUAGGGUGGAAGUGUCCGUUAAGCCCCAGGAAAACAUCCUGGGUAGUUCUUCCAAGCAGAGCUCACGUCCAGUUCUCUAAUGCGAAAAGCCUUAUUAUUAAGACCCAAGGUUUGGAUCUCUUACCACCAGACUCUUGACAUAGAAAACUUGAAUUGUCAUGAGUAUAUUACGGUUUGGAUUUUCAUGAAAACAUGGAUACUACUGGAACUUCCCUAGCUAUUAACCGGUCACUUGUUCAAUGCAGGUCAAACAUCAACGCAGGCUUUGGGCGGUCCCCUGCUGCAGAGCAGUCAGGGGUUAGUGUGGACAUCAGGUCUGAGUGCUUUAGACUCAUGUCCCUGUGGAGGUGCUGAAGCCCCUGGCUUUGUAAUAGGAGCAGCAGCAAGGGGACACAAGACUCAGGUCGGGAUGGACACCACUUGCAUGAGCAUUGCUUUUUUUUUUUUUAAAUUCUUCCGAAUGAUUUAACUCUAGGGGGAGCUGAGGCGUUCUUUCUUACCUGAAAUUGCUGCUGUAGAGGCUGGAGGCAGAGCUGUAACUCAGCUGCUGUGGUUGGCUGGGUGGGUGUGCCUGACAGCCCAGAGUUUUCCUAGCACUCUAGUGUCUUGGGUGGUUGGGGAUCAAGGUUUCCCUUCCUCCUAAGCCACAUACUCACCCCUGGGUUAGCUCUGAGGCAUAUUGGGUAUGUGGGUCUAGGGCUUUGCUGUUUUCAGCAGGGCUAUAGAAGGCUUCUAGCUGGCACUGAGGAUUCUAUUGGGGUCACCAAAAGUGUGCCUGGCUGCUAUAAAAUCAUUGGGAGUUUUGGCUUCAUUUUUGGCUGUACAGACUGAUUAUUUAUAUCAUUCUUUUGAGAGACUAAUGAAGGCUUAUUGUAACAUAGUAAAAACCAUGGAACUGUAUGAAAUAUGCUACAUGAAAAAUGAAGAAAAUAUUUUGCUGAUUGUAAACUUUUGUGGGAAAUUUUGUGAUAAACUUUGAGAAUUAUACUUGUUUGAAUCAA
Messenger RNA from Psammomys obesus (fat sand rat), 2812 nucleotides. RefSeq names its product inositol-pentakisphosphate 2-kinase (gene Ippk). The transcript has 13 exons. Gene Ontology annotation, molecular function: inositol-1,3,4,5,6-pentakisphosphate 2-kinase activity; ATP binding. Lineage: Eukaryota; Metazoa; Chordata; Mammalia; Rodentia; Muridae. The record is from RefSeq and is a predicted model, not a curated record. Gene Ontology annotation, biological process: inositol phosphate biosynthetic process. Gene Ontology annotation, cellular component: nucleus. The coding region runs from base 128 to 1594 and encodes 488 amino acids.